AUGCUUCCUUUAAUGUGUGCUGCACCAUAUUUAAAUUACCCCUAACUCAACCUUUAAUAAUUCUAUAUGCUUCCUACGUCAACGUAUGCGUUGCCAAUCCCAGUGAAAGAAACUUGUGAUUAGGCAUGUUAGUUUCCUGAGCCAGUUGAAUAAAAUGCUGUAACUAAUAACAUGGAGAUUAUCGCAGAAUAAGAAUUGAUCUCUCUGCUAAGAUUCCUGUCGAAGAACAUUUCUUUACUCCAAGACUCAGUGUUUGAAGAGUUUGUAUAAGAAAAUUUAAAAACACUCUCCUCAUUUUCGAAAGACAUACCAAACAUGAUCAAAAAGCGCUAUGUUUAGGUUAACAAAACAAAAGAAGAAAUGACGAAGUUUAUUAUAAGAAGAUGUUUCCUUUUCAUUAAAAGUCAAAUUGAAUACGAAGAAAAAGAGGGAAUGUCAGCUGAAGAGAGAGACAGACUCUUUUACCAUUCCUUCUUCUCAGAUGACAAGGAAUUUAUGAAGACUCUCAAUCAGGAAUCAAUAGAUGAUAUGAUACCAUUCAGAAAGGACUCCAAAAUGAAGACUAUGAAUGAAACCUAUCUAAGAAAAUUAUUUGCAUCAGAGAGAUUUUCCUCUUUCUAUGCAAAAUUUCUUUCUUCAUUCAAUGAGAUUUGCAAUCACGAAAACGAUGAAAAAAUUGAGAAUAUGACUAAACAGAUUAUUAAAAUUAUAAUCACCAGAGAUUUUGGAAAAAUUAAAAGUUACAGACGAUUCCCUUGGAAAGACCAUGAAAUCCUUAAAUGUGAACAAAGAGCCAAAGAAAUCUACUCCAAAUAUUCUAACUAUUCAAAAGCCAAUACUAAGAAUAAGUUUCUUUCAAAACUAGAUUCGCAUACACUGGACAUUUUGGAAAAAUUCUCUGAAUCUUCAGAAUGAAAUAUAUAUGAAUAUUAUAUAUAUAUAUUUUAAUUA
Molecule: messenger RNA, 951 nt
Organism: Paramecium tetraurelia
Lineage: Eukaryota; Ciliophora; Oligohymenophorea; Peniculida; Parameciidae
Exons: 5
Source: RefSeq, a predicted model, not a curated record